CUUCUUUCUUUCUUACAUCAUACAACUACAUAUCCGUCUCAACUCACCUUUUCCUGCCAACCUAACCUUAAUAAUAAUAAUCCGACACUCGGAAACAUCACAUUUCCCAAAUACCUACAACGACAAAACUGCCUCAUUCCGGCUUCUCCUGCGCAAUUAUAUUCUUCGGAUCUUAUAUUCUUCGGAAAUACCUCAAUAUACUACAAUUCGAUAUGGUCAGGCCUUCCGUACUAGCGGGCACGGACAUGCGCAUCGCCGUCAUCGAGCGCGGGUCCAUCCACCACGACCCGGGCUGCGACAUUUCGCAGCGGGAGGCAGAGGUGCUCACCUCAUACGACAUCCUGCCGAACUGGCGGAACACCAUCGUCGUCCCUGCUCCACAGGCUGCCCACCCAUCUGGUCACCACCGCCUUUGCCCAUCCGAAUCCCAGCAGACGAGGACCAGGACCCGUCCCACCCACGGCCGCCCGCACGGCUCAACUUCCCGACCUGCCCGCUGGAACCUCUCAUCCGCGCACUACCAAUCAUUCGCCCCACGCUUUCGCUGCGGUCCUUCGACACGGGUUGAGGUUGCUGGUGCGCUUCGAGGUCGAUACGUGCAUCGCGGAGGAGGAGGUGGAGGAUAUGGUGGAGCACCUCCGGGAGGUGCCCGUGACGCCCACCGGAGUCCGCAUCGUGCCUGGAGGAGUCUUGGUGCCGGAGGAGAGCAUCGUCGAGCUCAAGUCCAAGGCCAAGGGGAAGAGGUAUAUCAGGCAGGCCGAGCAGCUGUGUUCUCGCGCACGCCGAUCCUCAUCAUUGGGUACCACGAGGACGGCGGGAACGUCGAGGUCGAGAAGCGGGACGUGGUGAAGACCGGGUGGCUCAAGAAGUGGGAGGUCGCCAAUACCGAGAAGCUCUAGAAGCUGGUGAGAGUACUGGAGAUGCUGCGGAUGGU
Tricharina praecox is the source of this 934-nucleotide messenger RNA. RefSeq lists its product as uncharacterized. The record is from RefSeq and is a predicted model, not a curated record. The transcript has 2 exons. The coding region runs from base 213 to 899 and encodes 228 amino acids. Lineage: Eukaryota; Fungi; Ascomycota; Pezizomycetes; Pezizales; Pyronemataceae.